CUGUUUAGGCUCAACGCGCUCGCGGCGGCGGCUCGGCGUUCAAUUAAAUUAAGUGCAGCGGGUUCCCUUUUCGUUUCGUUGUUUUUUUUUUUUUUUUUUAUUAUUUUUCUCUUGUGGCAUGCCACACCACCGCAGAACGAGAUAUAUAUUCUCAAGUGCUGGCCAACUCAAGUGGCGAACAUGCCACUUAGGCAACGUUCUGAAAACGAGCCACGGCUGGGAUGGGAAAUACUCGAAAGGGGCAAGAGGAAAGUAAGGGAAGAAGAUCUCGAUCCCAGGGUAGUGUAGUAGACACAUUCAAUUGUUUUUUCAAUUUAUAUGUAUGUAUAUAUUGAUCACUCGAGAGAAAGAAAUGUGUAUGUGUCAGUGUGUUUGUUUGCGCCCCUUUUCCGUUCAUUGAUAGGCCAUUGGAAUUUAUGACUUCAUUCCCCUCCUCAGAAGAUCUUUUGUUCGUGUCACCAGCAAAUUGCUGUCCUCAAUUACGAGGGUUUCUCCUUUGUGGAUCUGGGAUCUAAUGAGUUUAACACUGGAAGAUGUAGGGAGUCUCCGAUUCGGGUUGCUUAAUACUUUAUCAAUUGUUGUCGAGGGAUCCGGGCGAUAUAGCUGAUUUGAUGGGUUAUGAUAUUUCGCAAGGGAGAAUGUUUUUGUCUUGCUUUUUUAUGUUAACUUUACUUAAAAAUCUAAUAAAAACAUGGCUUUAGGUUUAGUUGCCAACUUAAAAUUCUAAAAAUAUUUAAAACUAGCAAGGACAUUAGGUCAUUGAUCAGAUGUAAUGAAAUCAAAAUUCCACGUUGUAUUUAACAGAAAUAACAAACUAUAUAUAACUAUGACAAAAAUGUGGCGUGUUGAUUGCUUUCCCUAACUAGCUGUUUUAUAAUCUGAUAAAUAAAGAACAAGCCGAAAACAUUUAACGACUUUUAUGGCCUGAAACUAUAACUAUAUAAGCCACAAAAGGCUUCUCCAAACUAGUUACAUUUUGGCCAAGAUGCUACCACGUUCUCUGCUGCCACUUGUUGGAGGACUAUGGCUAAUAGUUUUGACAGUAGAUCAAUGUAGUGGCAAGCGAAAAUGGGAAUACGAGCCGCUGUCUAUUGAGACCUACACUACGGAUGAAAGCAAGCUGAAAAUUGAGGCUAAAAUUGAUAGAAUUGGUCGUGGGGAAUAUGGCAUUUCGGCCAAUAUUGAAUUUAAGUACGAAGCCGAUGAUAAUACCAUGGUUGAAGCUUCCGCCUAUCGAAGCAGUUCUGGUGAGGAGAACGAUUACAAGGUUAUUCCUUUGAGCAUCCCAAAACAACACUAUAUCGACUUCAUGAACAGUCACUACAAGGAUGUGGUAAUACCCAACCUGGGCGGUUGCUCCAAUCUCGUGACGUUUGAUGAUAAAUUUGAGCCACCAUGGCCACAGAAGACAUACGUAUUGGACAAGUGUGUGGCCGAUAGUGACGGCUUUCCGGACAUAGUUCCCGAGGGCUACUACAAGGUCAACUUUACCAUGAUGGGUCCCGUGGAUUGGGGAUUCAUUCUUAUCGUCAAGAUCUCUACCAAACUUAUGUGAACUUCCUACUAUAUAUUUUUCUAUUAUCAAAUGUAAUAUCAGUAUGUAGCAUAUGUAGGAAGUUUAAAAAAAAAAAAAGGUUUAAUUCCAAUAAAAUCAGCUUCAAAGACAUUAUAAA
Drosophila eugracilis is the source of this 1673-nucleotide messenger RNA. RefSeq lists its product as uncharacterized. Lineage: Eukaryota; Metazoa; Arthropoda; Insecta; Diptera; Drosophilidae. The transcript has 3 exons. The record is from RefSeq and is a predicted model, not a curated record. Bases 986 to 1555 code for a protein of 189 amino acids.